AUGGCUACCUUGACGAUAUACUCGAAGUCUGAUAAAAUAUCUUACAAAUCUAGUUUUUUCUCCGUAACUUCAUUUUUAUCUUUUUUAAUAUUUGUCCUAACUUGGGUGCUGCCUUUUAUCAUUGUUUACCAUACGUCUGGUUUUUUGUUGUAUCUUACUGAGAAACAUGAUGAGAAGCCAUUGAUAACUUUUAAACAUCAAAUGAUAAUGGAAGCCACACUGAAAGAUGAUGGGAAGUAUGUUUACUGGAGCACAUAUGAAAAAUGUAAUGUUUUAUUCAGGAAUUAUCUUAGGAUUCCAACAGCAAAGACAAUGGAGUUAACUGCAAAUGAUGUAAUUGGUGAAUCAGAGAAUGGUUUACAACUGAAUAUCAACCUUCCAUUAGCCGAGGCUGAAACUGUUUUCGACUUCAAAAUUCUCUUAUUCAUUAAUUAUAGACUGCAAAAUGUGCCUUAUGAGAUGAUGGGUGUGUUGUACUUACAAGCUGAGCCACAGAUCAUGUCUUCUAACAUCAAAGUCAACAUCAAUGCGAACUUCAAUUUGAUUCAAUAUGAACCACUGCCAUCAACUGUCAAUUACCAUUAUAUAAAUGCAAUUAGAACAGAUUUGGAUAUAGUCAGCAUGACUGAAGAGAUUAGGCCAACCAACAAAGAUAUAAAUGAUGAUAAUAGGAUGUUGUCACCAUCAUUUCAUCUGAAUGCUCUCAUAAAUUACAAUCAACAACAGUUCAAGAUGAUAUUUGAAAGGAAGUUCGCUUCAAUAUUCAGAUGGGCCUACAUUCAGUUCAUUUAUUUAUUCCUUUUGUUUCACGUCGUUUCUUCUAGUUUAUGGAGAUCUGUAAGAACAGAAGGUAGCAAGUUGAACAUAACUUACAGAAAAGAGUAUGUAGUUAACUUCACCACAAACAGUGGAAGUUAUUUCACCUACAGUACGAGUCCUUCCUACAAUGACAAACAUCAGAGCAAUUUAAGGAUUCCUCUUAUAAAGAUUUUUGAGGAGGACAUAGAUGAAGAUGGUUUAACAGACAAUUUAAACUUUGAACUUACCAUACCAAUACUCAGUGGUGAACAUGUCAUGUCAGCUGAUCUCAUAAUCUUCAUCAACUACACAAUAAUGUUAAUGCCAAGCAAAGAACUUCCAGGUUUGGUGAGGGCAGUGUCGUGGAGGCUAAACAGCAACCACAACAACACAAUAAACAUCAACAAGCUUCAUGUAACCGGCAGAACGAAACUCAUUCAGAGGGAACCACUGACAACACAGAAAUAUUUUGAGCAGCCAACCAUUGAUUCUCAAAGGAACUCAAAUGAUUGGCUGAAUAUCAGCGGCCUCAGCAACCAAUCACUAUUCGAAGUACUCGUGAAAUACACCAAUCAAAACUCACAUGUAAGUUUGAUUGACGUGACACCAACGUGGAUGAGACACGACGGAGCGAGGUCCGAUUUCAAAAUGAGUCUUCUUAUUGGACACCCACAUCAACAUGAAGUCACGCUGCACUCGACGUUCUGGCACUCGUUGAAGUGGGCUUUCAUACAGUACUCAUCGAUAUUCAUCUUCUUAUACGUGAUCAGUAACGUCAUAAUGACGUAUUUAUUUGAAAACAGAUUGGUAGAUUCAAUUAUUAAAGAUCAAUGA
This is a messenger RNA of Helobdella robusta, 1632 nucleotides long. RefSeq lists its product as hypothetical. Bases 1 to 1632 code for a protein of 543 amino acids. Gene Ontology annotation, cellular component: ciliary transition zone; ciliary membrane. The record is from RefSeq and is a predicted model, not a curated record. Gene Ontology annotation, biological process: cilium assembly; regulation of protein localization. NCBI's taxonomy places the organism in Eukaryota, Metazoa, Annelida, Clitellata, Rhynchobdellida, Glossiphoniidae. The transcript is spliced from 12 exons.